Odobenus rosmarus divergens (Pacific walrus) is the source of this 350-nucleotide messenger RNA. RefSeq names its product chromosome unknown open reading frame, human C11orf94 (gene FREY1). Lineage: Eukaryota; Metazoa; Chordata; Mammalia; Carnivora; Odobenidae. Bases 20 to 319 code for a protein of 99 amino acids. The transcript has 3 exons. The record is from RefSeq and is a predicted model, not a curated record.
ACAAGGGCUGGAGCAGGAGAUGGUUCUCGCCAUGCUGGGGACUCUGUAUCCCAGGGCCGGGCUGAGCCUCUUCCUCCUCUACCUCGUCCUGGCUGCUGCACUCCUCCGCCCCCAGCCGCUGAGGCCUCAGCGAUCUGUCCCUGAAGAACUUUCAGCCCCUCUGGAACUCUCGCAGCCACUUUCUGGCCUAGUGGAUGACUAUGGGGUUCGACCCAAGCACCCCUGGCCGCGAGGGCCUCGACCCCUUCUCUCCCGGGCCCAGCAGCGCAAGCGGGACGGGCCGGACAUGGCUGAGUAUUACUAUGAUGCACCCGUGUGACGGGAGCCCCUUAUAAAGCUAUUCUGUGCAG